AUGAGUCGGUGGUUCAGAUCAGUGGCAAAGGCUCAUCAUCAUGAGACCCCAGCUAUGCAUGCUGAGGAGGAGAACCUCCAUCUACGCUCCGUCGAGAAUGCAUUGCUCAAGCUCUUAGAUGAUGAUAUCGAGGGGGCCGAUAAGAUCCUGAAGCAGCAAGAGUCAUCUUUCCAUUACCUUGGCCGUGGAAUUUCGAGUUUCAUUUCUUCGAUGCUGGGAGUUGAGAAAGAAUUACUGAAAGAGGCAGCGGCAGCAUUGCAGCUGGCAGAGAAUAAGACAUGGGAGGACAUGAAGAAGGCCCAGAAGGAGCCAACGGCUUUCCGCUCCAAGAUAUAUCCACCGGGUACCGAGUAUUUGCUAUGUUAUUGCAUUUCACAGCUCACACAUGCGAUAACGGCCGUUCUCAGUGGUUCCGUGACCGAGGCAAUCAAAGGGUUCUAUAAGUUGAGAAAGGCGUACCUCACGUUGGAUGGGAUUAUGGAGGUUGAAACCAAAUACUUCAAACAAGUAAUAGCUUCUCGGCAAGGUUCUGGUGCUUCACGGACAAAUCUUUCCAGUCGGCCAACUACUCAAGACGGUGGAAAUAGACAAUCAAUCAGAAGUUCCAGAGAGAUUACAACCGAGAAAGGGUCCCUUGUCGAACCUACUGAUGUACGGACUGAAGGUCACAACAACGAAUCAGAAACUCUUGAAAAGCUGGCUUCCAUUACAUCACUACCACCGACAACAAGAGUACGUUCCACUAUCCUCGAAGAGGACCCUGCAGAACUGGGGCUCACUUCCCAUAUCGAUAUCUUCAUUCACUCUGGUACCAGGCUCUGUUACGGCAUCCUACUUCUUGUAUUCUCCAUGAUUGAGAACCCUAUCUUCACAAAAAUCCUGUAUAUAGUAGGCUUCCAGGGUGAUCGUGAUCGAGGGACGAGGUAUUUAUGGCAAUCAUCUCGUUUCAACAAUUUCAACAGUGCUAUUGCCGGGAUUGUCCUACUUGGAUAUUACAACAGCCUUGUCGGAUUUUGCGACAUCCUGCCCACUGAUGCUGGAGCCAACGAUGAUCUUUCCGGAUACCCAAAGGCUAGAUGUGAAACUCUACUUGCGGAUAUGCGAAAACGAUACCCAGAAUCUAAAUUGUGGAAGCUUGAAGAGGCACGAAUGCGAGGUCACAACAAAGAUCUUGCAGGUGCACUGCAAAUCCUGGCUGCCAAUUCGGAGAGCCACAUGAAGCAAAUCGCUACCAUCAACAUGUUUGAAAUGGCUCUCACUGCCAUGUUCCUUCAUGACUAUCAGCUUUGUGCAGAUUGCUGGAUCAAGUGUUCAGAGAAUAGCCAAUGGUCACCCACCCUUUACGCGUACAUAACGGGCGCUUCAUACUUGGAACUGUAUCGAAAUCUCCGGGAAAGUGAUCCUGCUGCUGCCGCGCCAUAUAAGAAGAAGGCGAUAGAGUACAUCCGGAAAGGGCCACCACUCGCAGGCAGACAAAAGGUUAUGUCGAAGGAACUUCCUUUUGAUGUCUAUAUUGUGAGAAAGGUCAAGAAGUGGGAGCAGAGAGCGAGCUCUUGGGGUGUGGACCUGGUAGAUGCAAUAGGCGUAAGCCCUCUUGCGGAGAUGAUGUAUCUGUGGAAUGGACUGAGGAAGUUCAAUGAGGAGCAAUUGCAGAAGACUCUGGCUAUCCUGCAAUGGAGUCGGGUAAGUCAUGCAGAAAAACACCAAAAGGAUUUAGAUGAAACAGCAAUGCAAGCGCUCCUUCGUGCCGCUGUGUUGAGGAAUAUGGGAGACCUCGACACAAGCCGUAAGACCUUGAAAACCGAGAUUCUAAACCACGACAAACAAGAGUUUAGAGGACCGCUGAAAGAUGACUGGAUCCUGCCAACCGCACACUACGAAAUGGCUGCUCUGGCCUGGACGGAGAAAGACCUUCCGGGGGCGGACCACAAGGCCAAAGUGCUGGAUUGCGAGCAGUGGCUCGAGAAGACGCAUAAGUGGAACGAGUCGUACGUCUUAGAUACGCGGAUGAGCUUCAAGAUCGCCACGGGCGUUCUCACUCUCAAAAGACAUAAAAAAAUCAUGGGCCUUUGA
Molecule: messenger RNA, 2073 nt
Organism: Amorphotheca resinae ATCC 22711
Lineage: Eukaryota; Fungi; Ascomycota; Leotiomycetes; Helotiales; Amorphothecaceae
Exons: 2
Coding region: 1-2073 (690 amino acids)
Cellular component (GO): cytosol; mitochondrial outer membrane; nucleus
Source: RefSeq, a predicted model, not a curated record